CCCCCCCGGUCAUUCUGCGCGUUGUGUGGAUCGCUGCAGCUGUGAUGAAGAGGAGGAUGAAACAGUCCUGCAGCGGAUCGCCUCACAGACCGGACUGUUGAAGGCUCCCCCCGCCGGUUCUCUUCGGAUCUUUAGGAACCGGCCAAAGGUAAAAGAUCGAGCGGGCGGGACAGCGCUGCCUUUCUGGGACAAAUAUGUCUCUGACGGUGAGGAGAUGUGAUGACGGAGGGAGGAGGCGGAUCAAACAAAACUGCAAUCCACGAAUCUCCUCCGAAGACUAGAGGACAUCCGGGCUGCUAGUGUAAUCCCACACACACACGAUGGGGGGGUCCCUCUGGAUUUCCCAUGGUGCCACUGAAGCGUCAUUCGGAGGAAGGAGCUUCAUCGCAGUUCUACGUCUGGCGUUGCUGUUGCCGACACUAAGGGUCAGCGGCCAGUUCAUGGGGAAGCCUCUGGACUGCCAGAAGACCUGUGUUUGCGCCAGCAACAUCGUCAGCUGCUCCAGGGUUAACCUAACCAACGUUCCAACCACUCUGCCGCAAUACACAGCUGUCUUGGACCUCAGCUUCAACGCUAUCACCAGGCUACGCGCUGAGUGGACCCCCGUCUCACUCGACAGGCUGCACAGCCUUCAUCUCAGCCACAACGGCCUCACCUUCCUCUCCUCUGAGGCCUUUGCGAAUGUGAAAAAGCUCCGAUGCCUGGACCUUUCCUCUAAUUACAUCCGCCAGCUGGACGAGUUCAUCUUCGAGCCGCUCGAGCACCUGGAGGUGCUGCUGCUUUACAGCAACCGCAUCUCUCAGAUAGAUCGUACUGCCUUCUCCGGUCUCGUCAGCCUGCAGAGGCUCUACCUGAGCCACAACCAGAUCUCGCGCUUCCCCUUGGAGCUGGUGAAGGAGCGGAGCCGCCUGGAUAGUCUCCGAUUGCUGGACGUGUCCUCGAACCGGAUCAAAACGCUGCCCCUCAAUGAGCUUCAGGCUCUGCCGGCCUGGAUCAAGAACGGCCUGUACUUCCAUAACAACCCUCUGCCCUGCAGCUGUGAGGUGCAUGAAGUGGUGGCACGCUGGUACAUCAAGGAGCUUAGCUCUGCCGUGGACUUCCGGGGCAGCCACACUUGUGUGUUACCGGGCCACCAGAAAGAGAAAAUUGCUAUACUGGAUCUGGACAAGGUGUAUUUGAACUGCAGUGAGGUCACGGCUAUGGACAAAAAAGCCUUCCUUGAGCAGUUCCUAGUCCUGGACUGUGACACCAGGGAGAGGAACGUGACGAAGAGUUGGGCGCUACCUGGAAACAUCCCAGUACCUCCAGCACACAAGAUAGCUGAUGAUGGCAGUCUCCGGAUUGGGCCCCUAAAGGCUGAGGACUCUGGUGUCUACACUUGCUAUGCCACCAGUGAAUCCCUCAACGAGACUGUGUAUGUAACUGUAGUGGUGUUUAAUUCCACCGAGAUCGGGGGGUUGGAGAACCUAAAAACGGCCUACACCACCCUGAUAGGAUGUCUGGUUAGUUUAGUCCUGGUUCUCUUCUACCUCUAUCUGACGCCCUGCCACUACACCUGCUGUCCGGGUCAGCGUCUGGAGAAAGGCGACCCCAGAGACAGCCUCCACUCUUCGACUGUUAGCAUCACUCACGCACACUUGCAGACAGGGCAAGAGAGACCGGAAGGCGGCGGCUUCGACAACAAACACGGUGCCUUUCUGCAACCUAAGGACCGGCUGGAGCAGAACGGGAGGUUGAACCCAAUAGGCGAGGAAGACGAGGAGUGGCGCGGGGACAGCAGGGGGAGAAGGCGGUCUGACGCAGGGUCUGUCAGCUCGGUGUCCUCCGAUACACCGAUGGUGGUCUAAAAGUCCAAGUCUUCGCUGAUGAGGAUGCUAAACGCUGAGCUUUGAAUGUGUGCCAGACUCAAAGGUCAUAGCUUUAUUUGUCUCUUGUAGCCGAUGACAUGUACUGUUGAUGAUGAAGUGCAAAGUCUUGAUAGAAAUCUAGAAACACCAGAACAUUUUCUGGUUUUCAAUGCAGAUAAAUAUGGUUAGAAUAAGUUUUGACCUAAAACAUUUUAUCUCAGUUUUUGCACUGGGUUGCAAUGCUCUAAAUAUUUCCAAUAUUAUUCAUUUUACAGCAAACUAUUGGCUUGACUUGCAAGUAAUUGCUAUGCACAUGAGAAUAUAACGAGUUUAGUGAUUUUUUGAUAGAAGUCCCUGAAAGAAAUUAAACACGUAGUCUCACAUAGUAAUAAUAAUUAGCAAUAAAUACUCGCUGAAAAUGUACUGCAUGACAGCUUUAACAGCUUUAACCUAAACUGAGGCUGCGCUUUGAAUACUAAUUAUCCAGCUGUGUGAUGCAGUGGGGAUCUAGACACUACAAAGAUGUGAAGUUUUAGUGAUGUUGGAUUGCAUCUUUCAUUUUUAUCACCAAAUUAUCGCUGCAAUAUGUCUAAAAUGUAUGCUUCACUCCUGUUUUGUUUUUUGUGCCUUUACGGGAGAUGACACUGUAAGGAUUAUUCUUAUGCAAUUUUAGUAAUUAAUAAUAUUUCUCAUUUUAGUGUGAUUCAAUUAAUGAUAUGUGUGUUUGCAGUAACAAAGCUUCUGUUGAGAUGCUUUUUUUUAACUUAGAAGCUUAUUUUGAUUAGUUAUUAACCCAGCCUUUUGUGAUACAGCCUCUUUCACAAAGUAAAACACAGUUUGAAGAGCCGUCCACUGUCAGUUCUUCAGAGUUCAAAGCUCAGUCAUGUUCAAAUAUGGUGUAACGCCAAUUGUAGUUUUAGAACGGACACACAAGAAGAAACAUAAAUAACAGUACUGUCCCAGAGCCGAUGUAAAUAAACACCUUGUCACACUGGACUGAUAAUAGCAGCCGGCGAGCAUCACCCAGGGGAAACAAUUGAGAGCGAGUAUCAUCCCCUGAAUGCUUUAGUGCCCGACCCUCAACAGAUCAGCAAAUGCCAGCCGGCCACCAAACUCAUAAACACGGUCACAAAUAGCAGCAGGAAGAGCAGCCGGCACGCAGGCCUCCUGACGCAGAUGAACUGUAAAUGAAAUGUAGCAGUUUCCGAAUGUCUUUCAGUUAUCUUCCAUUGCUGCUGAAGUACCUUCAACUUGUUGAACUUAACUCUGGCUCUGUUGCCGAUGAAUUGUUGUAUAAGAAACACUGCUAAUGGUGAUGAAAUGUAAAAUGUAAUUAUUCAUUCUGACAGAAUAGCAACAAAACACAGCAAUCGCAGAGGAUAGAUGUAGCAAUGUACUCAAUAUGUACUUUCAUCCUGUCACUUUUAUGGUGCUUUUGAAAGACACUUUAGGUGAAUUCAAUGUAUUGUUUAACACUGCGGUGGUCUAAUAGUAUAAUAAUUUAGCUAUCGUUGACUUAUGUUCCUCAAAAGGGGAGCAUUGCUGCUGUAUGCUGAUGUUGUACAUAUUUUCGUUGUCCACUGAAAGUUGCUUAUAACCAAAGACUGUGUCAUAGGUUUAGAAUGAAUAACCUCCUGGUUCAGUUUUAUUAGUGUUAUAGUAUAAGGACUUAUUGUAUUUCAUGAUUUGCUGUAUUGUAUCUUGUAUUUCAUUGUUCUGUUUCUGUAUUUCAUAAACUUCAAAAAUAUGUCAACAACGAGAGCAAAUUAUGUUU
Messenger RNA from Pungitius pungitius (ninespine stickleback), 3621 nucleotides. RefSeq names its product amphoterin-induced protein 1-like. Gene Ontology annotation, cellular component: membrane. The record is from RefSeq and is a predicted model, not a curated record. Gene Ontology annotation, biological process: brain development. The transcript is spliced from 2 exons. Lineage: Eukaryota; Metazoa; Chordata; Actinopteri; Perciformes; Gasterosteidae. Gene Ontology annotation, molecular function: protein binding. Bases 321 to 1847 code for a protein of 508 amino acids.